Messenger RNA from Marchantia polymorpha subsp. ruderalis, 306 nucleotides. NCBI's taxonomy places the organism in Eukaryota, Viridiplantae, Streptophyta, Marchantiopsida, Marchantiales, Marchantiaceae. The record is from the annotation of a GenBank genome assembly.
AUGCUCCGUGGGCCAUCCGGGCGCGCCCAGGGCCACCCCGACGCGCGAUCGCGGCGCAAGGAGUUGGGAGGCCGGUCUUUCUUUAGUCUCCUCGUGGUCGCUUUGAAUUCCAUUUCUGAGGUGAGACAUCGAGUUCAGUUCGGUUGGUUGGAUGGAUGGGACUGGCCUCGGCGCCCCCCACCCUUGAUUGCCGCCUGUCUGACGACCGGACUGGCGAGCAGCGCGGCGCAGCGCAGCGCAGCGCCUGCAAGCUUUCAGAUUUCCAAACCAUGCGUCGGAGAUCUAUCGCGUAUCUCCUUUGUAUAG